GCAUUAUUUUGGUUUCACCAUAAAAAGUUCCACCAUUUCCUCUGUUUUUUGUUAUCUUCUUCAUUUGCAGUGAUAAUGAAGAGAUUUGGCCACUCAGAAUCCUUGGAUUCUUUCAUCUCCUUCUUCUCCCCUAAUGAGCAACAGAGCUCCAAAACAAUAGGUGCUUACAGCAAGGAGUUUCAAGCAAUGUUAGACAGUUUAGAGGAAGAAGACAACAGCGAAGACGGCAGCAGCGGUGGCGGUUCAGCACCGGAGAGAAAACGCCUGUUAAAGCUGGAUCAAGUGAAGGCCUUAGAGAGGCAUUUUGAAGUGGAAAACAAGCUAGAACCAGAGAGAAAAAUGAGGAUUGCAGCUGAAUUAGAGCUUGAACCAAGACAAGUUACAAUUUGGUUUCAAAAUAGAAGAGCUCGUUGGAAGACUAAGCAAUUAGAGAAAGAUUAUGGGGUUCUUAAACUCAAUUACGAUGCUCUUAAGCUGGAUUAUGAUGUUCUUGAGAAAGAAAAUGCUUCUCUUGCUUCAAAGGAAAUUCUUUGGCAGGUGAAAGAGUUGAGGGAAAAAGUAAACAGAGAAGGAACAGAGAUGAAAAUUCAAAGAGAAGUGAGAAAUGGGUCAAUGGAGAAAGAUUCAAACAGAGAUGGGAAUUCAUAUAUUUCCAUGUUGAAUUGCUUUGAAUUUUCUGGGAAAGUUUAUGAGAAUCAAAACCAGUUUACAAAGGCAAUGAAUGAGGAUCAAAGUUUGAUUAAUACAGAGGAGCCUUGCAAUUUCUGUUCUGUUGAUCAAGCUCCCUCUCUCCAUUGGUGAAGCCAUGAUAAGUGUUCUUCCAUCUUUAACCAUUUUCUUUCUUGAUCUUCAUUUGCUUCUUAUUUUGCCUUCUUGUUUAAACAAGAUUUAAGAGUAACUUAAAUGUAUAGCUAAGAAUAAUAGUGUGUUCAUUCGGUGCGAGACAUCUAUAGUCUAAUCUUAAAAAACAAAAAUUUUAAACAA
Molecule: messenger RNA, 984 nt
Organism: Benincasa hispida (wax gourd)
Lineage: Eukaryota; Viridiplantae; Streptophyta; Magnoliopsida; Cucurbitales; Cucurbitaceae
Source: RefSeq, a predicted model, not a curated record